This is a messenger RNA of Diversispora eburnea, 587 nucleotides long. The record is from the annotation of a GenBank genome assembly. NCBI's taxonomy places the organism in Eukaryota, Fungi, Glomeromycota, Glomeromycetes, Diversisporales, Diversisporaceae.
GUAUUUCGAUAGAUAAGAUUCGUCCCAAGUUAUAUAAACGUUAUGAGAAAAAAACUGACCUUAAUCCCUGGAAAAACUCUGAAACUUUUGAAUCCCCACAAACCGAAAUUAAUUUGAAGCUGUUAGACGAGAUUACUGAACUUAAAAAGGAGAAUAUCAAAAUUAAAACUGAGAAUGCAGAGUUAAAACAAAAUUUAGAUGAGCUUAAAAAAGAACUAGAAUCUAAAAAAAAUCGCAAAUUUCAGGAGAAAUGUAUCCUAAUAGCUCAAGUAUUGCUUGGAGAAGAACCUGUGGUUGAAUACCGUUCAUCUUUUAUGGAAGGAUUAGAACUUGAUGCAUUCUUCCGAAACAAUCAAAUCGCGUUGGAGGUGCAAGGAGCUAAACAUCGGCUUCAUCACACCAGCUGGUAUAAAGAUGUUAAAAAACUCGAGGAUAUUGUUAACCGUGAUCAGAAAAAAAGAUGUAUAUGUCAAGAUAAUGGAAUCUUCCUUCUUGAGGUAUGGUAUGAUGAAAAACCAGAAAUAGUUAUUCCCAAAAGAAUACAAAAAUUUAAGGAUUUCUUAAGUUCCAAAAUUUUUGAACUAUAA